AUGCCUGAAAAGAAAUCUGUGGUACAGAGAGUGAAGAAGACGUUGCGUCAACGAACUCGCAGCUCCGAGAACAACAAUGCAAAAAAGAAAACGUCGAAAGGGUCGGAAACGACACCGGAGUCAAAAGUUUCUAAAGUCAAAGCAGCAUUCACAAAUAGGAAGAGAAACUCGACAUCUCUCAAUAAAUCUGUUUCGAAAGAAUGCAACACCAGUAGAAGCAGCACGUCUCGAGAAACAGAACCAAAAAGUCGAAUGAGCUCAGUGCUCAGUUCAGUGGAUAUGGAAGAAGAUGCAGAACCAGUGGUGGCUCCAUCGACGAUUGAUUUGAUGGCAGAGAUCAAAAAAGAAGAAAUUAGAGAAGCGAAUGAGUUGAAGGAGAAGAAACAUGAUGAUGGAAAAAAGAAAAUGGAUGAUAAGAAAGAGGAAAAGAAGGAAGAAAAGAAAGAAGAGAAAAAGGUUGAAGAACGUAAGGAAGAGAAAAAAGAAGAUCGUAAGGAAGAAAAGAAAGAGGAAAAGAAAGAUGAGAAGCGAGACGAAACGAAAGAAGAGCACACUAGGAUUAAUAUGGAUGAGACUGUUCUACUAGAUGCGAUUCCAACUUCACCACCACCUCCUACAACACCAAAAGCACCAACUAAACGACCAAAAAUGUGGCUUGGGAUGCCUGCGGCCCUCAACUUUUUCAAUAAUAACAAGGAUAUCAAAAAGAUCCGCUCCGAAUUCGAGUUUCUCGAUUCACUGAUCUGCAACAAAACCACUGAGGCGUUUGAUGCCAAUAUUACGAGAAAUCGACACGGGUCCCCAAAAAUCUACGAUGAAAACCGUGUCAUUCUGAACCGCCCUGGACACGAUGACGUCAAUUACAUCAACGCCAGUCGCAUCACUUUGAAGGAUUUCAAUCACAAAAUAAUCGUCGCCCAGUUGCCUCAAUUUGAAAAUGAUAGUUUUGUGGAAGAUUUCUGGCACAUGAUCUAUCAAGAACAGAUCACUCUGGUCUAUUUAAUGGUUCCAGACAAAUCACUCAAAAACACGCCAACUUCUUUUUUCCGUCCAAAUUUUGGUGAAUAUCAAUACAUUGGGAGAAUGUUCAUCAACAAUCGGAGAACAGAAGUUUCUGGAGAUCCAAAAGAAUAUACGAUUGAAGUGUUGCCAGAGGGAAAUUCAGAUUCUGUAAUGUGCCAAGUUCAUCAUCAUGCAUCAUGGGAAAAUCGGCAACAAGCACCAAAGACAAGACCGAUUAUCAAGAUGAUUCAUCAGUUCCUGACCGAGAAACAGAUUCAAAAUCCCGGUGUCUGUGUUGUCAGCGUUUUUGGGUGUGGACGUGCUUGUAGUUUUAUUGGGGUUCUCUACGCAAUUAAUCAACUGAACAAUGGGAUUGAGCCAAAUGUGCAAAAACUCAAACUCCCAUGUUUUUCUUUAUUUCCAACUUUCCAGAUCUGUGAAAUAAUGAGAGACAUCAAACAACAACGUCCCAGUGCGACCGAAUCCUUUUCACAAUAUGCGGGUAUAUAUGCUGUGGUUCUGGAUUACAUUGCUCGCAAACGUGGCAGCAAGAAGGAUCCCAUCAAUAAAGAAAUAAAUCAUUUCAUCAAUGAACUGAUUGAUAUCACACCUGCAUCUUCGCCUAGUAGAACAAAACCAAGUUAUUCGAACAUUUAA
Molecule: messenger RNA, 1659 nt
Organism: Caenorhabditis briggsae
Lineage: Eukaryota; Metazoa; Nematoda; Chromadorea; Rhabditida; Rhabditidae
Exons: 8
Coding region: 1-1659 (552 amino acids)
Biological process (GO): protein dephosphorylation
Molecular function (GO): protein tyrosine phosphatase activity
Source: RefSeq, a predicted model, not a curated record